Messenger RNA from Closterium sp. Yama58-4, 1467 nucleotides. The record is from the annotation of a GenBank genome assembly. Lineage: Eukaryota; Viridiplantae; Streptophyta; Zygnematophyceae; Desmidiales; Closteriaceae.
AUGACUCACCUGCGGAUGGGCGAGCAAGGGUCGGCGACCGAUUACUGCAAUCGGGCUCAGCGACUGCUUGCCACCAUGAGGAUGGCCGGCGUGCAGUACUCCACGGCGUUCUACGUUACGCACGUCCAGAUGGGGCUCCCGAUCAGCUACAACCUGAUGAAGCAUUUGAUGGUGGCGUUGGGCACAAGGAAGACGCUCAACGAGGACUCGCUAACCUCGUUCAUCCUCCAAGACGAGGCGAUGCAGGAGGCUGAGCGGUCCAUGGAGCUCCUGCCACAGGCAAAUUGCACCACCCCGACGAAGCAAGGAAGCCGAUCGGGGCAGCACGGCAAGCCAUGCGGCAGUGGUAGCGGAGGUGGGAAGCCGGCGAAGGACGCUAGCAAGAAGAAGUCGGCCAAGGACAGCGGUCGUGGCCUGACCAUCUCUCCUUCGAGUGCCCCGACCGUAGCGACUCUGACGACGACAAAACAAGGAGAGGUCGAGGCAGUUCGGCUGGGCGUAGCCCUUGUCGAGAGAGCAAGUCGCACAAGGAUAAGCAGUCGACCAAGGCGUCGACCUCGGCAAAGGACGUCGACCUCGGCGAAGGACGCCGACUCCUCUGCUGGUGGCAAAGGGCGAGGCGACAAGGAGGCAUCAUGCACCCUGGUGGGCAUCAUGGAGCCAACCGUCUCGCUGGCGCCGAAGGGCGGCGAGGAUUUACAGGUGGUGGCAGCGGCAGUGGUCCUGCUCGACAGCGGUUGUUUGCAGCACCUGAUGGGGACAAAAGAGGCCUUCGUCGACUUGGAGUCAAGCGGCGACGUAAAGCACAUACGCGGCUUCAAUGGGGCGCUGCAGAGCGUUUGCGGGCGUGGCACCGUCACUCUACAAGGGGACACCAGGAAGCAGGUGCUCAUCCCCGACAUUCUCUACGUCCCGGGUGUGCAGGCGAACCUGCUUUCGGCUGGCCAACUGAAGGAGAGUGGCGUGAAGCUGCAGGAUGACGGCGACGAGACGCUACUCAUCUCGGCGGCGGGGAAUGUGCUCGGCCAGGCAACGUACACCGGCCGGGUCCUCUGCACCGACCUGCAUCCCUGCUCGGCGUCAAACGCGGCGGAGGUAGUGGCCUUGCAGACGACCGUCUCGGCGACGAAGUGGACGCUGGACAGGCUGCAUGCGAGGCUCAUGCACGUUAGCAUAGACAACAUCCGAAGCUCGGCGAAGCACGAGGUGGCUGCCAAGGAUGGCGGCUUAUACUUCCUGCUGCUGAAGGACCGCAAGACCCGCUACGUGUGGCUGAGGCUGGUCGCGAAGAAGUCUGAUGUGCUGCGGGAGUUCCAAGAGUGGCUGGUGACGGUUGAGCGCCAGGCUAAGAAGUUGGUAUUGAUGCUGCGCUCUGACCGGGGAGGGGAGUUCCUCGGCAAGGAGUUCACCGCCUUCGUGGACGGCAAGGGGAUCGUCCACGACUUGACCUGCCCCUACACUUCGUAG